Messenger RNA from Erythranthe guttata (spotted monkey flower), 2320 nucleotides. Its product is annotated as GTPase LSG1-1. Gene Ontology annotation, molecular function: GTP binding; GTPase activity. Gene Ontology annotation, cellular component: cytosol. The record is from RefSeq and is a predicted model, not a curated record. Lineage: Eukaryota; Viridiplantae; Streptophyta; Magnoliopsida; Lamiales; Phrymaceae.
UAAUUUUUUUUCUCUGGUUAGGGUAAAAAGAAGUUUAAAAAGCUUGAAAAUAGGGUGAGAAAAAAAGGGCUAAAUUCAGAGGUGGUUAACCAUGCCGAAGGGAGAGAAAACUCAACUUGGCCGUGCUCUGGUGAGGCAGCACAAUCAGAUGGUGCAGCAGUCGAAAGAGAAAGGGAGGUAUUACAGGAGCCAGCAUAAGAAAGUUCUGGAAUCGGUGACUGAAAUUAGCGAUAUAGAAGCCGUUAUCGAGCAGGCUGAUGAGGCCCACCGCCUAUACUCCGCCGUCAAUCCUCCCGGAAAACUCACUAUCAAUUUGGAUCCUGCUUCGAGAAACAAUGAGAUGACACUUGCAGAAAGAAGCAAGGAACAGAAGAAAGAGGAGGCUUUGCAUGCCAGUAGUCUUCGAAUUCCUCGCAGGCCGCCGUGGAAUGCUAAAAUGUCUGUAGAAGAACUUGACGAUAAUGAAAGAAGAGCUUUUCUAGAGUGGCGCCGCAAACUUGCAAUGUUGGAAGAGAAUGAGAAUCUCGUUCUUACUCCAUUUGAGAAAAAUCUUGAUAUCUGGAGACAGCUUUGGAGGGUGCUUGAACGUAGUGAUCUGCUUGUGAUGGUUGUUGAUGCAAGGAAUCCACUCUUUUACCGAUGCCCUGAUCUUGAGGCAUAUGCACGAGAAAUCGAUGAACACAAAAGGACAUUGCUUCUUGUUAACAAGGCAGAUCUCCUGCCAUUUUCCGUCAGAGAAAAAUGGGCUAAAUACUUCAAUCAACACGGGAUUCUAUUCGUUUUCUGGUCAGCAAAGUCUGCUACCGCUGAUUUAGAGGGUAAAAAGCUCGUUCUUCCCUUUGGAAUGCAAAGCUCUCAACAAGACUCUAGCGACGGUGAUACUAAACUAUAUGGCAGGGACGAGCUACUUGCUCGCCUGCAGUCCGAAGCCGAAGAGAUAGUUUCAAUGAGAAGUAAAUCAAAAUCCAAUAACGCAAGCUCGUCUGACGAACAUUCUGAAGAUGGAACUGUUUCCAGACAUUCGCCAGCUGGCAGUGUUGUCGUCGGAUUCGUUGGGUACCCAAACGUGGGAAAGAGUUCCACAAUCAAUGCUUUGGUGGGUGGGAAGAAAACUGGCGUAACUUCAACUCCUGGCAAGACAAAACAUUUCCAGACACUGAUAAUAUCGGAGAAGCUAACUCUCUGCGAUUGUCCUGGAUUAGUGUUCCCAUCUUUCACCAGUUCGAGGUACGAGAUGAUUGCGUCUGGGGUUCUGCCUAUUGACCGCAUGACAGAGAAUCGGGAGGCUGUCCAGGUGGUUGCGAACCGAGUGCCUAGAGCUGCAAUCGAGGGUGUCUACAGAAUCUCGUUGCCUAAACCUAGGUCUUACGAAAAACAAUCCCGUGCACCUCUGGCUGUAGAGUUUUUGAGGUCGUACUGUGCUUCUCGAGGAUACGUUGCUUCGAGCGGACUACCAGAUGAAACGAAGGCCGCCCGUCAAAUCUUGAAGGACUACAUUGAUGGGAAGCUUCCACACUUCCAAAUGCCACCUGGCAUUUCGAAUGACGAGGACGAAGAGAAGCAUGGAUCAUACUCCUCUAAUAAUGAUGAUGAUUUUGAUGAUGAUGAUGGUGAUGAUGAUGAUGAUGAUGAUGAUGAUGAUGAUGAUGAUGAUGAUGAUGAUGAUGAUGAUGAUGAUGAUGAUGAAGAUGAAGAAGAAGAUGAAGAGAAAGAAGAUGGACCAGGUCUGGAGAAUGUGCUGAAUGAUUUGAGUUCGUUCGACAUUGACAAUGGAUUAGCUACAACCAAAGCUGCUGCUGCUGUGAGGAAGAAGGCAUCCAUUGCACCUCAUAAGCAGCAUAAGAAGCCUCAGAGAAAGAAAGACCGUACGUGGAGGGUGAAAAAUAAUGGAGGUGAUGGAAUGCCGAUAGUCAGGGUCUUCCAAAAGCCGGUUAAUGCUGCCCCGUUGAAAGAUUAAUCGAAGAUGGGCACUUCUCUGAAGGUACACUCACCUUUUUUUCGUAGCUUACUAUUUGCUGUAGCAAUGUGGUUUCGCUAUUAUAUGUUCUUAUUUUAUCUGUUAUUUAUUUAUUUAUAAAGUUUCUCGAUAUACGCAUAGAUCACGGUAUUGUGCAUCUUAAUUGUGGAAUUCAUGACGGAACAGUUGGAUGGUAGUGUUUUUUUCGUUUACUCCCUUGUUUGGUAUGAGUUUGUGUAAUGGAUAAGUUGUAAUCCCUGAAGUUGUAGUUUUUCGAUUUUGAGGGCGGUUACUAAAAAAUUAUAAUCCAUGCGACAUUUUCAGAUAUGGUUUUGUAUGAUAUUUGAUGGGGGUGUUCAUCUU